AUCUGGAGCUGAUUGCAGCCAGCAGAUCUCCUGCUCAGCGGACCUUGUUGCCCCUAAAGAGGUCGGCCCCCCCCCAGGAGCAGUGCCAGUCCCCGGCCCAACAGUACACAGAGGAGGCUCUGAAGGACCUCUUCAGACACGUCAACCACAGCAUGCCCGACUCCGCCAAGAAGAAGAAACUCGUCCGACAGUUAGUCAAACAGACAACCUCAGGGACGCCUACGGACGACCGGCUUCAGCUCCCCCCCACUGCCAGCAAGAAACACCCACGUUCCCGCUCCUUCGGAGGCCUCAUCAAGCGCAAAGCUCGCGGUGAGCAGCUGACGGGGGAGAGGCGGCUCCGACAAAUCUCCCCAGAUAUCGACUCCAAGUCGGGAAGAAAAGCUGGUAAAGAGAACGUCAUCCUACAGGCGGUGAACAGCCCAUUAAAUGGUCACAUGUUGGGGAAGGGGGGGCUGAUAGUCAAGAACCCGGACUUUUCUUUUAAGGACAGAGUUCUGAAGGUUUCCAAGCAGAACUCCUCCUCUGUGACCCGGAUGUGUUUCUCUCCCGCUCAGGAGAUCUCGCUGUAAAAACCCAACAGCUCCUCCUCCUCCUUGUCUCAGACAGGACUCGAGCAGUAUUCAUAUUCCUCUUGUUUGUCAUCAUGUUUUCAUCGUAGUCAGUCUCUUUUUAACUGUGACUAAUAUAAAGCAGCAUUCAGCCUCUGCCAGAGCCAGGGAAUCACUGCUGGACAGACAACUAGACGUGAGUGGUACUUCCAGUUGAUUUCAACCCUCCCCCUCUUAGAUACCCUUAAUGUAAAGAUGCCUAAUGGGGAAAAAAUGACUUUGCUUCCAAACAUGCAAAACAGUUAUGACCUCAAUAUGUGAUAUCUGAAGCUCAAACCCCCUUUCUACUUUCAGAAAUACUUCAGACAAGUCCCAGAUUUCUCGUACUUGUAGUAUUCAGAUAAUGGUGCAUCAGGUUGGACAGUAUUUCUUUGAGCGUGAUUUAGUUUAGUAAUCAUAUCUGAAAUAAA
Molecule: messenger RNA, 1021 nt
Organism: Notothenia coriiceps (black rockcod)
Lineage: Eukaryota; Metazoa; Chordata; Actinopteri; Perciformes; Nototheniidae
Product: rho GTPase-activating protein 19-like
Exons: 5
Coding region: 153-572 (139 amino acids)
Source: RefSeq, a predicted model, not a curated record